AUGAACUUGGAAAUAGAAGUAGAUCCACUUGUGUUUCAUCGCAUUCCCGUCCAUGAACUUUUAAAAGAAUAUCAAGAAAAUGAAGUUUUUUAUAAAAAAAUUAAAGCAUUAGGAAACAUGUCAUUGUAUCGUUUGAAACGAGAUGGUGAUUGUUUUUAUCGAGCUUUAUGUUUUGGAUGGCUUUGGACAUGGAUACGCCAAACACCCGCUGAUUCAGAAAAAAAUAUUGUUGCAUUCAGUCAGACUACAGAACUCCUUCAAAAGAGUGGUUUUGAGCCAUUAUCAUAUGAAGAUUUUUAUGAAGAAAUUUUGUUAGCGUUGAGUCUGUUAAAACCAUCUGAGAAUCAAGAUUUUCAAGCCAAAGAAAGAGAGCUCCUUACGCUUAUGAAUACGCCCGAAAAGAGCAAUGCAAUGGUUGUCUAUUUUCGUUUCUUAACUAGUGCUUAUAUUAAACAAAACGCCUGUGAAUAUGCACCAUUCUUGGAUGUUCCUAGUGUAGCAGAUGUUUUUACCUUUUGCGAAAAUACAAUUGAAUCUAUCGGAAAAGAAGCUGACCAUGUCAUGAUUAAUGCACUAUCCAAAGCUCUUGGUGUUUGUAUUCAUAUCUAUUAUAUUGACAGAAGUGACUCUAGUCACGCUAAAAAAUACGAAUUUACAGUUGAAAAUAAAAAUCCAAUUACUAUUAAUCUACUCUACCGACCGGGACAUUAUGACUUUAUCGCAGAUGAAUAA
Messenger RNA from Pneumocystis jirovecii RU7, 732 nucleotides. RefSeq lists its product as uncharacterized. The coding region runs from base 1 to 732 and encodes 243 amino acids. Gene Ontology annotation, cellular component: nucleus. The record is from RefSeq and is a predicted model, not a curated record. The transcript is spliced from 4 exons. Gene Ontology annotation, biological process: protein K48-linked deubiquitination. Gene Ontology annotation, molecular function: cysteine-type deubiquitinase activity; ubiquitin binding. NCBI's taxonomy places the organism in Eukaryota, Fungi, Ascomycota, Pneumocystomycetes, Pneumocystales, Pneumocystaceae.